Molecule: messenger RNA, 4665 nt
Organism: Ostrea edulis (European flat oyster)
Lineage: Eukaryota; Metazoa; Mollusca; Bivalvia; Ostreida; Ostreidae
Product: protein disulfide-isomerase TMX3-like
Exons: 14
Coding region: 49-1383 (444 amino acids)
Biological process (GO): peptidyl-cysteine oxidation
Cellular component (GO): endoplasmic reticulum
Molecular function (GO): protein disulfide isomerase activity
Source: RefSeq, a predicted model, not a curated record
UAUGAAGAUAUUAGACAACUCGCGGUUGGAGUGGGAUGCUGCGUGGAGAUGAAAAACAUUUACUCAGUUUUGCUUUUAGGACAAUUUCUUGGAUGCAUACAGUCACAUGUUAUAGAGCUUGACCAAAGCUUUCUAGAGCGGAAGAAUGAGGGAAUGUGGUUAGUGGAGUUUUAUGCCCCGUGGUGCGGUCACUGUAAAAAAUUAGAACCAAUAUAUCAUCAAGUGUCCGUCACUCUGAAGAGUCACCCGGUCCGAGUGGCCAAACUGGACUGCACACGCUUCUCCAGUGUCGCCUCAGCAUUUGAUGUGGCCGGAUUUCCCACCAUCAAAUUUAUAAAUGGGGACAAAGUAUACACUCACCGGGGUGAAAGGUCAGAGGAGGACAUUGUAGAAUUCGUAAAGAAAGCCAGCGGUCCACCUGUGAGGAAUAUGGCCAGCAUAGGAAAAUUCAAUGAAGGCAAGCAGGAGCACAGAGAUGGUGUUUUCUUUUUUUAUGCAGGGGACGGGAAUUUCGAAAACGAUCUUUAUAAAAAAUAUUCUAAUGUAGCAGAUAAAAUGGCUGCCCAGGCCUAUUUUUAUGCUGGAACUGAGAAAACCUUACCAAAGGAUGUUAAACCAGCAAAAAUUCCAACGGUUUUGGUUUUCAAGGAUCAGGCUUGGUUUGAAUAUUCAGCUCCUGAUACAUCCAUGUCCUCCCUGGAGAGAUGGAUAAAUGGUGAGCGCUUUACAUCAUUCCCCAAGGUUUCUGGAGGAAACAUUAAUGACAUGGCAGAAAGUGGGAAGUCCCUAGUGAUGUUUGUUGUAAAUCCAGAGGAUAGAGAGAAAUUCGAUCUCACACACAGGAUCAAAGAUGUUGGUAAAACAAUGGCAGUGAAGUAUAGGGAAAUAUUUCACAGUGAUUUCCAGUUCCUGUGGAUGACAGAUGUAGAAACUGUGAACAGCAUCACCAUGGCCUUCCUGGCAACCCCUGUCAUCCUGGUCCUGAAUACACAGACACACUUCUUCUACUUUCCAGACUUUGUCAUCUCCGACAUCACUAUAGAUAAAAUGUCCGACUUCCUCAACAAAGUCAGGGAGGAAAAGAUUGAGCCCCAUGGAGGAACAGGAUUCUUUCAGAGACUGAAAAGGAUAUUUUACGAUAUAUUUACCACCGUUAUUAGCAUAUGGCAGUCUUCACAUUGGCUGUUCCUGUUCAUGUUUGGACUCCCCACGGCUGUGGUCAGUAUCGUCUGCUACAGUAUCUGUUGUAUGGAAGUGACGGAGGACUCUCAGGAAGAAGACAGUGAAUUCGAUGAGGAAGAGGAGUACCUUCCUCCCGAAGAAAUAGAUCAAGAAACAGAAAAUCUGCAGUCAUCAAAACCAUUUCAUGAGAAAUCUGAUUGAUGUUGGGGAGAAGCUAAAUGAAAUUCCGACAUGGAGAAAAAUUGUGGGUGCCAUACUUUUUGGAGCAUUUCGCAGUGACGGAUUUCAUGAGGGGAAACGCCCACCAGUUAUUCCUCACAACAUCCUGUUCUAUUAUAAAACCACCACUAUGUUUUACUUGGCCAAAGUCAUGAGAGUACACCACAUAUAUCUACGGAUCGCGAGACACGUCUGUGGUGAGCUCCUGCUCAGUGUUAUCUAUAAAUCUCUUUGUAUGCGACUAUAUAGUUUAAUUAGACAGUCAUUCUGGAAACUAUGUUCUUAAGAAAUGUUUACAAGUUAGUCUUUUGAUAAAAUUGAAUUUUUUUUAUGUGAGAAAAAUACGAAAAUGUUUGUACAUUAUAUUUACAAUUUUUUGAAUUCAUAUGCAAUAUGACCAUGAAUAAUUCAGGAUAGGACAUGUACAGUGCUCCCUCAAUAUAUUGCCCCCCCCCCCCCCCCCCCCCAGUUAUAAUGCUUAUUGCCUGAAAAUCCUAAAGAACAGAUCUCUUCCCAUGUUAACACCCCCAUUAUAACGCCAACCCCGCAUAAUGCCAUAUGCCACUGAUUUUCACAAACAAAUGGUAAAAUUUUAUAGGGUUUACCCUCCAUAAUGUCAAUUACCUAACACCCAUCGGGAAUCACACCUGUACUUUAAAAGCAGUGCGUUGAGGUGUGAUGGUCUGGACAAGGUGAUCAGGUUAAUACAAAUAAUUGCUGAAUUAAACCCAAGAUUAUCUUAAUGGUUAUACAGAAUGUAGCCCAAAUAAAUCGCAUAACUGAAUUUCUUUUGACUGCUUAGUACAUUGUCAGUAACGGUGAACAUGUGACAUUGCCAUCGCUGCUUUAUUGCCCUCGGUUUUGAACAAAAGUUGGCAAUAUAAUGAAGGAGCACUGUAUAUCAUUGUGUUUGAAAUAUAUAUUUGACUUUCAAAGGUAUUUGUGAAAGUAGAUGAAAAGUUUAAGAUACAUGACAUGUAUAUCAGUUUAUCAUUUAUGGGGCAUUUACUUAACCUAGUAAAACCAGAUCCUUUACCCAGAAAUGUCAGAAAUUAUUAUACACUAUCCAGGUUCUGACUCGGACACAGUCGUGUCAGGGGGCUGAUAUCAUGUCAGGGGAGGGGGGCUGAUAUCACGUUGGGGGGCUGAUAUCAUGUCAGGGGUGCUGAUAUCAUGUCGGGGGUGCUGAUAUCAUGUCGGGGGUGCUGAUAUCCAGGUUCCGACUCGGACACAGUCAUGUCAGGGGUGCUUAUAUCAUACUAUAUAUAUAUAUAUAUUUUUUUUUUUUUUUUUGAUUUCCAUGUCUCCUUCAGUCAUAGUGUCUGUAAAUGCAUUCAUUUGAGUCUUUAACAAUAUGUGUUUUGUAUGUAGAGAGUAUGUUGUUUGAUUGGUUGAUGUGUUACAUCAUACCUGGAUCCAGUUGCACAUGAGUUAAGUUUGAUAUUAAAGUCGUUUUCGAUUACAUGGAAACUAAAACUGGAUUAUGAAUCUGGGAUGUUUUAUUAUACAGGAAAACACGCAUACAGCGAACACGUUUAUAAUGAUAUCACACUUACAGCAAAGUUAUUUCAUUCCCUGUAAUUUUAAAGCAUAUUAAUGAACUCAAUAGAUAUAAUGAAUUACAUUUAUAAUGAAUCUAAAUUAUUCAUCCCCAGCGCUUCACUAUAAGUGUGUUUUACUGUAAUUGUUCGUCCCCAGCACUUUGCUGUAAGCAUGUUUUACUGUAUAUGUUUUUUUUUCCAAACCAAAUCCGGAUUCUAGAAUUUGUUAAUCUACCUCCAAAGGUGACUUCACUUGGAUCCAAAAUGACUAGAAAUAUCUUUGUCCUCAUAGUGAGUGACAUAGCGAGGGUCUUCUUGUCUCAGUUUAGAUGGAUUAUCAGAAUAAAAACACAAAUUAUCAUCAAGCAAAUUACAUUCUAACAGAGAACAAACAUCUUGAAGUUGAUGAAAUAUAAUAUUACAAAAAUUAGUGCUUGAUUAUAACAACACACAUUCACAAAAAUGUAUUUCUUAAAUCCAAAUCUGAAUUUGUUGUAAUUUAACAUGGCUUAUAGGUGUUACGGUCCAGUUUAACUGUAAAGUUUGUUUAUUUUAUGAUGAUUAUCAAAAAGUAGUUAAUAUCGAUAAUUCCUCUUAUCGGCUCAGAUACUGUAAACCCAACUUUUAUUUGCGGCUACUUUAUUUCGCGAUUCACUUGUGGUAUACUGGUUCGUGGUGAAUAAUUUUUGCAAUCAUGCCUUUUUUAUUAUACAUUGACAGAGAUUCAAGGACUGGUUUGAAACAAGAAAUAUUUGCGACAAUGAGGUUCUUGCUAAUCUCCCGAAAUUUUCUCGCACAUGAAUAAAAGCUGGUUUACAGUAUUGGGGUGAAGGGGUCAACAUCAGAAUGGGCUUAGAAUGGACUCUAUCCUUUUACAAUACCCAGUUAAUGCUGUAUACAUAUGAGGGUUGAUAUGAAUUUAAUUGUUAAUUAAACUUAGCUUUUAUGCUACUGGGUUCUAAGCAAUGACUAAGUGCAUGUGCUACACAUUCCUGCGAGUGAUAGAUUAUUGUGAAAGCUUGAUGACAGUUUUGUUGUUGCAUUAUUUAUAUUUAAUAUCCAUGAGUAUAUCGGAUAAUUUUGACAUCAGAAAUAUUUCGUGAAAUUUUUUUGGAAGUUUGUAAUCUUUAUUACUUGGCAGGUUUUCACUUAACAUGUGUAACAACUAUAGAAAUAUAAAAAUUGGCUCUUCUUUUUGCCGAAUUCAUCAAGUGCUUGAAAAUUGUGUGAUAUGUGGCAAUUACACAGAAUGUAACAAUGUAAUUUACUUAAUUAGGAGAGUAAUUAAUUCUACAAAAUCAUGUGAGUGUGUUAAAUCCUAUAAAUGAGAACAUUUAGUUGUGUUUCAAUAGAGAAAAGUCAAGGAUUCUGUAAAUUUAAACCAUUUUAGUUGUGAAAGCUAUAGAUUAUGAACUAAAUAGAUAUUUACUUUUCCCAGCAUCCUCUGUUGGUUAUAAUCAUGAAAACUCUUUCUUGUGCAGAUUGGACAAUCUCAUGAAAAUAAACGUCUCACAAAAUUUGGUUAAUGCAUGAGGAAAUUGACUUAUCUAAUUACAGCAAAAGUUCAGAUUUAAAUUAGAGUUUGUGAUUCUGGUCACUUACAAGAAAAACAAACAGACUGUAUGACACAACAUGCAACUCAUUCAUCUUUCUGAUUUUAUCUGUAACACUGUUGAAUGUUGUACAUUUAUUUUCUUAAAGAAAUAAAAAAAAUUCUACAAAA